This is a messenger RNA of Oppiella nova, 1239 nucleotides long. The record is from the annotation of a GenBank genome assembly. Lineage: Eukaryota; Metazoa; Arthropoda; Arachnida; Sarcoptiformes; Oppiidae.
CUGCACUCAAGUCACGUGUAUUUGUUGUGUUUGACAGCAAGUGAUGCAAAGUUUGCAAACAGUCCUUCACUCACUAUCACAUCAUCACAUCCAAGGGUCCAACUGUCAUAUCACCACAAUUUAGACAAUGUCUUUGGCCACGAAAGAACUCGUACUCAGGUCUCACUUCGAGCUGAAGACUGCGAUCCUCAAAUGGUUCCCAAGACAUAUGAACAGAGGGAUGCGUGAAAUGAUGCAAACUCUUCGCAAAGUGGACUGUUUGGUGGAAGUGCACGACUCACGGAUACCAUUUGAUUGGAUGCGUGAAAUGAUGCAAACUCUUCGCAAAGUGGACUGUUUGGUGGAAGUGCACGACUCACGGAUACCAUUGAGUGGACGCAAUAAAGACCUCAUCCGCAGAUUGUCUUCACUUAAGCCGCAUAUCCUUAUACUGAAUAAAUCAGAUCUAAUGGACAUUAGGUAUCAAAGAAGAAUCAAAGAGCGCUUUCAAAGUGAAGACAGCAAUAGUCGCUGUAUUUUUGUCGACUCUCUUAACCCCAACACAAGAGUUAAUGGCUUUCCUGAAAUUUUGCCCACAAUUAUAGAAGUGAUUCGUGACUCCGAUCGGUUCAAUAGAGAGGACUUCAAUGGUUUUAAUUUGAUGGUAAUGGGGAUCCCAAACGUGGGAAAGUCUACAAUCAUUAAUAAGUUAAGGAAUACAAACCUAAGAGUGUCGGGAAAGGCCACGACUACCGGUGCCAUAGCUGGCGUCACCAGAAGUGUGUUGGAGCGCAUCAAAAUCAAUGCCAACCCUCCCGUCUACCUGUACGACACUCCCGGAGUUCUUGAGCCCAGAAUAGACAAGGGCUUGGAAACAAUUAUGAGAUGUGCUGUUUGUGCCACACUUUCGGAUCAACUGAUUGGUUACAAGACUAUAGCCGAUUAUAUACUUUAUUGGUUAAAUCGACACAAUAAUCACAGAUAUGUCAAAUUGUUAGGACUCGACACACCUUCAGAUGAUAUCACAGAAGUUUUAGUCAAAGGAUCAGUUUAUCUCCAAAAUAUAGUUGAACACAAAUCCUUAGAAAAAGGUCAAAUGGUUAAGAGACCGGAUGUGGAACAUACAGCACAACAGUUUGUGACGGCCUUUCGAAAGGGACAGUUGGGUCGAGUCAUGUUAGACGACGACCUCUUCAAAUAAUUUUAUAAAAUAAAUGAUUGUAAAUAAAAUGUACACAAAAUAAAUUUACUGCAAAACAG